Messenger RNA from Synchiropus splendidus (mandarinfish), 2328 nucleotides. It is a transcript of the gene eif1ad, whose product is annotated as eukaryotic translation initiation factor 1A domain containing. Bases 163 to 681 code for a protein of 172 amino acids. The transcript is spliced from 5 exons. Gene Ontology annotation, biological process: translational initiation. NCBI's taxonomy places the organism in Eukaryota, Metazoa, Chordata, Actinopteri, Syngnathiformes, Callionymidae. Gene Ontology annotation, cellular component: nucleus. Gene Ontology annotation, molecular function: RNA binding; translation initiation factor activity. The record is from RefSeq and is a predicted model, not a curated record.
UGAACUCUGAACCGGAAGUUAUACAGCAUAUGUUGAUGUUGAAUUUUAUCAGGACCUACAUGUGCGUGGGGUUUUUCUCGUCGUUUGAAUCACUCUGCGAAGCUGCUGUUGCGUUGUCGCCGAGAUCUUUUUCAAGCUGGAGCCUGGAAAUCGUCGUUCAUAAUGUCGCAAGCCACAAAACGUAAACAUGUAGUCAAAGAAGUUUUGGGAGAUUUUGUCACUCCGACAGAAAACCAGCAGAUUGUCAAGGUGACGGGUAGUCGAGGCAACAACCUGCAUGAAACCGUCACAGCUCAGGGAGAGACUUUCUUAGUGAGCAUGCCCACCAAGUUCCGCAAGAACAUCUGGAUCAAGCGAGGCGACUUUGUGAUUGUGGAUCCGAUUGAAGAAGGUGAGAAAGUGAAGGCUGAAAUCAGCUUCAUCCUCUACAAAGAUCACAUCCAGUACCUGCAGAAGCAGCAGCUCUGGCCCGAGGGCUUCAUGGACAAGCCGUCCAGUCAGGAUCAAACUAGCAAAGAGGUGGAAGAAGAGGCAAACGAAGAUGAAGAAAGCAAUUCCGAGGACGAUGACUCUGAUCUUUUCGUCAACACCAACCGAUCUCACUGCCAGUACAGUGAGAGUGAGGAGGAGGAGGAGGAGGAGGACAGUGAGGAUGAAGCAGAAACACAAACUGGUUCAUGACAGCAGCAGCCACUCUGAGGGCUCGGAAUCUGUCAUCCUACAUGUCUGUCCUGGACUGUGGUCAGCAGGAUGGUAUUUGAUUUUGGAAUUCAUGACGGUCCUUAGUUAUACCGUGUUGAUUAAACGUUGCCUUCUGUUGCGUCUUAUCAAGUAUCCUCUGUAUGGACACUGUCGUCAUUCCAGGUUGUAAACAUGAAUAUUGAACACACUUCUGAAUUACAUACAUGCUGUUUGGUUACCUUCUCAGUUUGUGAAUGAUUCUUGAAUUCAAAAGUGAUGAUUCAGUAGUAUUACGUAGACUCAAGUUGAUUUGUGUGUCUUUUAUGUUGUCAUUCACAUUCUGCUGUGCAUCUGCUUGUGAGGAAGUUAAAUCUAAUCAGCACUCUUGUCAACUUUGCUCUGAGGGAGGGGAUUUGGCACAGAUGUGUGCGACACCUCUCUUCCACCGCUAGCCAAAGUUCACUGUUGUACUGACAACACCAACUGCACAUCUGAAGCUUGGAACAUGCAGGAUGACACCCGUUGGCCUCAAAAGCAGAAAGUCAGGGGAUUACCAGGCCAAUGACAUCACACCAAUUAUUCAAGUUAGUUCAGCUCUGAAAACAAAUGCAAUCCAAGCAUAGCACAGUUAUUACGGCAUUGAAGGUUUGGAUUUGGGCUCUGUUUAUAAACAAGACUGUUUUGCUGGUGUUCUGUGGCUUUGUUUGUUGUUUGUUUUCUAUGAGGAGAAAGGCAAGUCUGGUCAUGUGACAGGCUCUGAUUAAAAACAGUGAGACAGUGGACAUUUCGACUUAACACAGAAUUUGACGUUACCUCAUGCCACUUUGCUUUAUGGGAUGGCUGGAGGAACACAAUUGUAAACAAACAGAUUGAGCCCAGUUACAUGACGGCCUGGACAAACAAUUCACUGAAUCGUCUGGCUAAGAUGGUACUUUUAAUAUGCAUGCAACGACCUGGAAACACAACGUACAAUCACAUCACAGCAAUAAAUUAGCUUUCAUGUGACCAUGGCGACAAACUGUGGAUUUACCGACGUCUUGAAGGUUUUCUUGUUUAUUUCUGCAACACAGCUUCUUCUUCAUGGCCCACACGGUGUGUCACUGAAUUGCAUUGACAGCUGCAAAUCUGUGAUUGUUAAGAACCAUGGGGUUAGUUAUCGAAGAAGUAAUGGAAAAGAAAAAUAAAAAAACGGUAAAGUGAGUUUGAUGCCCUCUGAAUAUUAUGAAUAUGGAAUACAACAACUCAAUCUAGGUCAGCAAUAUUGGGUUAAAACAAACAAAGUCAUAAAUUGUAUUGUGUAUGGAAGAAGAGGAGACUUCUGUCAUUAUUCAUGACAGUUUGUUUGUGUUUAUCAAACUGUCCUGAGCUGCACUACUGGAGUUCGGAACAUUUCAUCAAACUGUUCACAGGGUCACAAUCGCCACUGGUUCUUGUUACAGCUGUGCAGACUAUGUAAAUACAUAGAAUGAAUCUGUAUCAAUGCAGGUGCAUUCGCUAACGCAAACAAAUAAAUCCUGACAAACUGAUGUUCAGAAUGAAUCCGGAGCGAAUGGUGGACGGAUCAGUCGAACCGGUUCCAUAGUAAAGCCCCGGGCGGAUUGUCUGACAGAGAGGCGUGGCUCCUUUGUUGUCCAGUAGCAGUAACGG